AGUUGUGCUUGUGUGUGUGUGAGACUUCGCAGUUCGCCAGCGUAAUCUCAUCGAUGUUUUCAGUGAUUAUCACUAAUUAUUCAAUUCAUUUACAGGAUAUAAGUGUGCUAACAUGACAUGAGGUAACUGAAUCGUUAAAAAUUUCAGAAACAUCGAUUCUAUCCAGAUUCUAUCAUAUCAGUUGAUUUUGUUGGUUAGUCAAAAUAAUUCUCUCUCACGCAGGGAAGGGAGAUCACCCAACUCACCGUAUCAUAUGCUGCCGGAACUCACGUUCAAUAGUAAAUUAUCCUUACAAGUUUGGAGCUGUCUAGACGCAAAACUUUAAUGCCCUCCUUCUGAUUUACUUGACGAGGCUGCUACAUCCUUCUUACUAUCUCUUCUUAAAGCGAGCAUCUCCGCAGUCAUGAACUCCAGUCCUGUCGCUAAAAGCCAGACGGCCUCGCCUGGUCCACCAGCUCAAGAGUAUUCAAUAAUUGUCCCAAAGAAUCCAAAUAAACAAUAUCAUGUGAUGCGCUACAAUUCAUCAUUCAAUGUAGAUUUUUUGAAAUGGACUCAGGUGAAAAUGGAGCGGGAGAAUAAUCAAAGACAAACAAAUGCUGAUGAAGAAAUGCCGAAGUUUGGAGCAGGCAGUGAAUUUGGUCGGGAGGCUAAAGAGGAAGCUCGCAAGAAGAAAUUUGGCUACGUCAGCCACAAGUAUCGAGCAGAGGACCAACCAUGGAUCUUGAAGUGUGGUGGCAAAAAUGGAAAAAAAUUCAAAGGUGUUAGAGAAGGUGGAGUUGGUGAAAAUGCUGCAUACUAUGUAUUCUCUCACAAUAAUGAUGGUAAAAUAGAAGCAUGUCCUAUUCAAGAGUGGUAUAAUUUUCAGCCUAUCCAGAGGUAUAAAGCACUGUCAGUCGAGGAAGCAGAGCAAGAAUUUGGACGACGAAAUAAAGUUAUUAAUUAUUUCUCCUUGAUGUUGCGAAAAAGACUGCGGAAUGAAGAAGAUGGAGAUUUGGAAGAGGAAGAAGAAAAAAAGAAAACUGGCAAAUCCAAGAAGAAAGAAAAAGAUCUAAAAAUUUCUGAAAUGGAUGAAUGGAUGGACUCCGAUGAAGAUGACUCCGAAUCAGAUAAUGAGAAAAGCGAGGAUGAAGAAGGAAAUGUGGCAAAGAAGAAAAAGAAAAAAAAUGAUGCUAAAAAGAAACAAGCUGCAAAGAAGAAGAAGAAAAAAGGCUCUGAUGAAUCUGCCGUAGAAGAAAGUGAUGAUGGUGAUGAGGAAGGAAGGGAAUUAGAUUAUAUCUCUGAUUCAUCGGAUAGCGAAUCAGAUCAUGAGGCUAAAGUUGACAAAGAGAUGAAAGGAGUUGCAGAAGAAAGUGCCUUGCGAAAGCUUUUAACAUCAGAUGAAGAUGAAUCAGAGGAAGAAGAGGGAAGUGAUAAAGUGAAGAGCGAACCGGAAGAAAAUCCACCUUCAGAAGAUGAUGCUAACACUCCUGGCUCUAGUUUGAAAAAGAAAAAGAAGAAAUUGAAGAAGAAAAGCAGUUUAAACAAUGCUAGCAGCAGCAAGAAAUUAGAUGGCACUGUCAAAGAAGAAGAGUCUUCUAGUGAUUUUAGUCCAGAUAGUUCCGACUCAGAAUUAGAGGCUAAAAGCAAGCUCUUAAUCAAAGAAACAAACAGUGGAAGCAAUUCAAGAUCAGGAAGUCCGUCCCAGCUGAGCCCAGAUUCUAAACGCCUUUCUAAUGAGCCUCUCGCUAAGAAACCAAGAUUAGACAAUUUUGCCAGCGAAAGUGGAAUCACAGAGGAAGCUGUGAGACGUUACUUAAGUCGGAAACCUAUGACAGCCACUGAACUCUUGCAGAAAUUCAAAAAACCGAAGAACAAUUUAACUUCUCAGCAACUAGUAAAUUGUAUGACUCAGAUAUUAAAGCGAAUCAAUCCAAUCAAACAAACUAUAAAAAACAAAAUGUAUCUGUCCUUGAAACCAUCUUAAACACCUGUGUUGAAUGCUAUUAGGUUGAAUUUUCUUCAUAUAUAAGAAUAAAUUUUCUGAACUCCUAA
Molecule: messenger RNA, 2031 nt
Organism: Bemisia tabaci
Lineage: Eukaryota; Metazoa; Arthropoda; Insecta; Hemiptera; Aleyrodidae
Gene: TfIIFalpha
Product: transcription factor IIFalpha
Biological process (GO): positive regulation of transcription elongation by RNA polymerase II; transcription initiation at RNA polymerase II promoter
Cellular component (GO): nucleus; transcription factor TFIIF complex
Molecular function (GO): TFIIF-class transcription factor complex binding; RNA polymerase II general transcription initiation factor activity; DNA binding
Source: RefSeq, a predicted model, not a curated record